Limulus polyphemus (Atlantic horseshoe crab) is the source of this 724-nucleotide messenger RNA. Its product is annotated as WW domain-binding protein 4-like. NCBI's taxonomy places the organism in Eukaryota, Metazoa, Arthropoda, Merostomata, Xiphosura, Limulidae. The transcript has 6 exons. The annotation marks the transcript as partial. Gene Ontology annotation, cellular component: precatalytic spliceosome. The record is from RefSeq and is a predicted model, not a curated record. Gene Ontology annotation, biological process: mRNA splicing, via spliceosome. Gene Ontology annotation, molecular function: RNA binding; protein binding.
AGCAUUGACUUUCAUGAAAAGGGAAAGAAACACCAAGAAAAUGUAAAGAGGAAAUUAAAUGAGAUCAGAAAAAAAGGACAAAAGGAGCAUCAAGAAAAAGUUGACUUAGAAAAUGAGAUGAAGAGAAUUGAGGAAGAAGCCCUAAAAGCUUUUGAAAAGGAUGUACAGCAGAACCCUGAACUUAUUAGAGAGAUUAAAAAUCAGCCUGUACCAAAGAAGACAUGUGAGCCAUCACCAGAUUGUUUUAAAAACACUAAUGUUUGUCCUUCAGAAAUUAAAACAAAGGUGAAAAGAUGGUUUCAAGGUGUGAGUCCUGAAGGUAAUACAUAUUAUUGGAAUUUGGAAACAAGAGAAUCACAAUGGGAAACACCAAAUGAAGAAUAUGUCACCUUAGCAGAACAGCAAGAACAUCAGGCAAAUGAAGAGAAACUUCUUGAUUCAUUUGGUCCACAACAAAAACCUGAUCCCUAUGGAUGCUGGGAACCAGUCAUUAAAGAAUCUGAAUUUCUAGACAAGGCUCAAGAUACAGUAGAAUCUUAUGUUCCAGUUUAUAAUGAGGAAAACAAGAUUAAGUUCCAGCAGAAAGUUGUAAAAACGCUUGCAGGUUCCGAAAAUUAUAUUAAUGCUGAAGUUGGUUUCAAAAAAAGAAAAAAAAUGUCUGAAUCAAAACGCAAUGUCAGAUGUAGAACUGAUGAUGAAUAAAAAGUAUGUUUUUGUCAGUGUA